AUGAUAGAUGAUAACAGUUAUGAAUUAGAUAGUCUGGAUUAUCUAAAUGAUGCUAGCUUUGUUCUGUUUGGUGAAGGGCAAAUAUUCAAAGAGGACAGAAGAGUAAAACCGGCUCAGGAUGUGCAAAGGAGGAAGAUGCUUUUUGAAGAACUUGACAUUGGAUUAUCAAUGAUUCUUGGUCAAAUAGAUAAAAGAUAUGCUCGAGAGGGGAUGAUAUUCAAUCUGAUGGUAGCUGGACGGAGCGGGGUAGGGAAAACAACAUUUAUUAAUUCAUUAUUUGAAACGGAACUUAUUCCUCCUACCCAACAUCAAGAACAUGGAUCUUUGCCAUUAGAGAAUUAUCAUUUUUUGUUACAAAAUCAUGAUGGAAGUGUAAAUCUAAAAUUGCAAAUAGUUGAUACUCCUGGAUAUGCAAAUAAAAUCAACAAUAAUUAUUGCUGGGUACCUUUAAUAAACUACCUUGAUGAACAAAUGACUCGAUAUGUUUUUCAAGAAGAGCAACCAUAUAGAGAAGAAGAGAAGAGAGAUAGCCGUGUCCAUUGCUGUCUGUAUUUCAUUGAAGCUUGUGACACACAGUUGCAUCCAAUUGAUAUUAUUAGCAUGAGGGAAUUGUCAUCGCGGUGCAACUUGAUACCUGUUUUAUCGAAGAGCGAUUAUCUGACAGAAGCCGAAUUAACCGCGGUAAAACAAAGGGUUAAAGAUGUUAUAAGAUUACAAAAUAUAAAAAUUUGCAGGUUUUUCCAAUCCAGAGACAAAACUAAAGAAGUAUAUGGUAAUGUCCCAUAUUGUGUCAAAAUUCAAUCUAUGGUAUACCAUUGGCAAAAAAAUGUUAUUAGACCACUUGAAUUUAAGACUAGUUUCGACAAGUUACAAUUCAAUGAACUAAGGGACCUCAUAUUUGGAGAAACGUGCACAGAAUUUGUAGAAAGUACUGAAACAUACUAUGAAAGGUGUCGACAAUAUUUACUUGAGUACCGGAUUAAGAACGCCAGAGACGAUGUGGAGAAUAAUACUGAUCUGCGCGGCCUACAAGAAUAUUUGCUAUACCACUCUGUGGCAAAGAGUAGAGUAGAUGAAGAGAUGACUGUAUUCACAAAUCCGACAUAUCUCGACAAAGUCUCGGCUCUGAAACAAAAAUACACUGAGAGGUUAAUAGCCGAAGAUGGAGUAUUUGACAAAUGGGUGGAAAGAUUAGCAAGAACCCAGAAAAAUUUCAACCUCGAGAUUAAGAAUCUUCAAUCGCAAAUCAACGCCAUUAAAGAAACAACAAAAGUCAGAAGCACAAGUAAUGCUACAUUGGUGCAAGAGAUGUAG
Molecule: messenger RNA, 1314 nt
Organism: Nakaseomyces glabratus
Lineage: Eukaryota; Fungi; Ascomycota; Saccharomycetes; Saccharomycetales; Saccharomycetaceae
Gene: SPR3
Product: septin SPR3
Biological process (GO): cytoskeleton-dependent cytokinesis; intracellular protein localization
Cellular component (GO): septin ring; septin complex; cytosol
Molecular function (GO): GTP binding; GTPase activity; molecular adaptor activity
Source: RefSeq, a predicted model, not a curated record